AUGAACGGCGCAACUGAGACAGACGCCGUUGAAGACGACCACUUGGCAAUCACCGUCCUUCCGCCAACAAAGCACAAGCACCGGAGCCUCUCUGCCGGUCUCCUACAGAGAAUCAACUUUCUGUCACGUCCACCGCCUGGAGAACUGUCGACAUCAGCUCCUGCUGCAGUUGACCUUUCAAUGCAAGCAGAAGAUGAGUCGACCCAUCCAUCUCGUCCACUCAAGGCGCGUAAACGCAAAGGUUCACUGAGGAAAACGGCCCUGCUGGGUCCCGGUCGCGUCAAACAAGACNCCCCUGCCACCGAAAUAUUCAUACACGACAAGGAUGCCCAGUCUGACCAUGCCGUCCGAUCCCUGGAUGAUGCUUUGCACCAGGCUCUGGCCUACGAAGACCUUCACCAACCUCGUCGUUUGUCUCUAGUUUUCGAACACUCGCCCAACUCGUCGCCGCCCUCGGUGCUUCCUCCGCCUGUGCAUCCAGACUUGGGCUCGCCAAUCAUCAGUCCCACGAGUCAGAGCUAUGCCUCGACUACCGACGAUGACGACCUUAGCAUGGCCGCCACCGUGACACGACCCUCUUCAUACUUUGACACUCGUCCUGUUCUCGACGUCGUGCGUCGCCGCUCGUCGCUGAAGAAUGUACCAUCCCCACUCGCUACCUUGCCAGUCCUGGUACACAAUGCAGACGACGCCUACGAUUAUUCUGAAACAGAGCGAUGGGGCUGGGUCGUGCUGGUUGUCACCUGGGUUGUCUUUGCUGUCGGCAUGGGUAGCUGUCUGGGUGUGUGGAGCUGGGCCUGGAAUGUUGGAGAAACUCCUUAUGCGCCGCCUGAGCUUGAGGACGACCCUACGCUGCCUAUCGUUGGCUAUUACCCUGCCUUGAUCAUCUUGACUGCUGUCAUGGCUUGGGUAUGGGUUGUCAUCGCCUGGGUCGGCAUGAAAUACUUCAAGCAUGCAAAGAUACAAGGCGAUGACUGA
This is a messenger RNA of Aureobasidium vineae, 978 nucleotides long. The record is from the annotation of a GenBank genome assembly. NCBI's taxonomy places the organism in Eukaryota, Fungi, Ascomycota, Dothideomycetes, Dothideales, Saccotheciaceae.